AUGGUGGAUACAAAAGAAGCAGCAGCCAAAGAUACGGAGUCUGCUCCUAAAAAUCUCAAACCGGAAGGUGAAGCGGAAGGAGAAGGGGAAACCGAACCCAAACCCAAACCCUCCACCGAAGACCCCAAGGAUGUUGAUACUGCUCCAGCUCCUGCUCCGAAUCUGACUCCUGCUGCACUCUCUCUCAAUGAUUCAUCUCGGGAGGAGGAGGAGGAGAAGGAGAAGGAAUCGCAUCCUGAUAAUACCCAAUCUUCGGCUGACGUAACCGAUAUAAAUGCUGCCACUGCUCAUCCUCAUGAUGCUGUUGCUGAUGCUGCUAAUGCCAACAACAAUGACGCUGCUGCUCAAGAUUUCAUCAAGUCUGAGGAAAAGGAAAAGGAGGAGGACGCCGUUGAUAAUAAUAUUAAUGGUAAUAGUAAUAACAAGGAUCCUGAUGAUGAACCUAACACUGAUGCUGCUGAUGUCAAACACCUUUCUUCUGCCACUCCCAAAGAUGAUGAUGAGGCCUUCAAUCACAAUGAAUCCUCCUCGCAACGCAAAGCUGAAGAUGAUAACAAUGAAGGCGAAGAAGAUGAUGUUGUAGCUCCUACAGCAAUUAAGAAGGAAGUUCCUAAACCACCCAAAUUGGAUGUUUCUCUUGCCCUCAACACUCCACCGCUGGCAACACUAACCCCAAUCAAGUCUUUCCUUUUGGAUUCUUCUGCUGAUGGUUACGAGUCCGGAACUGACCAAGAGCAAGCUGCUUUUAUGAAGGAUGUUGAAUCUUUUCAUAAACAGAAUCACUUGGAAUUCAAACCCCCCAAAUUUUACAAAGAAGAACUCAAUUUGCUCAAGUUAUGGAGAUUGGUGAUAAAGUUGGGAGGCUAUGAACAGGCAUUACUUGAAUAUGAAAAGAAUAAAUUGAAGAAUGGCGAGCUACCUUUUUCAGAUGGACCCUUGACAGAGUCUAUUAGGGCUGAAAGUCAGGUCAAAGGUUUGAGGAUGAUGGAUUGGAAAUCUGUAACGGCUGUAUUUUUGUUCUUUGAGAAUAAUUAUGAUCAGACAUCCUGUAAUCUGGGACUGACUUCUAGUUAUUCAAUGAGGGAUGCGAUCGAGAUUUUUAUUCAAGAGAUAGAAUUGCUAAUCAAAUCAAUGAGGGAUAUCCUGCAUGCGGAUGAUAUGAUGAAAGCUGGUGGAAGUCAAGCACUUGGAUCAGGUAGGGCACGAAGGGAUGCUGCAGCUCGUGCCAUGCAGGGUUGGCAUUCCCAGCGCCUUCUUGGCAAUGGUGAGGAUAAGAACUUGAGUACUACACCAAAGGGUGACAAGCAGCUUAAAACAAAUGGUUUACUGAAGCGUAAAAGGCUAUCACCUGUUGAGGGUGCUGUCCACUUUGGUCACAAGAAGGCAAUGAAAUCACAAGGGGAUGCAAUGGUCAUUGAUGUUGGACCCCCAGCUGACUGGGUAAAGAUCAAUGUGCAAAAAACUAAUGACUGCUUUGAGAUAUAUGCUUUAGUUCCAGGGCUUCUGCGUGAGGAGGUGCAUGUUCAGUCUGAUCCAGCAGGACGUUUGAUCAUAUCUGGCCAACCAGAGCAUCUGGAUAAUCCUUGGGGUGUGACACCCUUUAAAAAGGUUGUGAGUUUACCUAUCCGAAUUGAUCCACAUCAGACAUCUGCUGUCGUCACCCUGCAUGGCCAGUUGUUUGUGCGUGUACCCUUUGAGCCGUCAGAUCUGUAG
Dovyalis caffra is the source of this 1713-nucleotide messenger RNA. The record is from the annotation of a GenBank genome assembly. NCBI's taxonomy places the organism in Eukaryota, Viridiplantae, Streptophyta, Magnoliopsida, Malpighiales, Salicaceae.